This is a messenger RNA of Eupeodes corollae, 3543 nucleotides long. RefSeq lists its product as uncharacterized. Gene Ontology annotation, biological process: transmembrane transport; carbohydrate transport. Gene Ontology annotation, cellular component: membrane. Bases 361 to 3477 code for a protein of 1038 amino acids. The transcript is spliced from 11 exons. NCBI's taxonomy places the organism in Eukaryota, Metazoa, Arthropoda, Insecta, Diptera, Syrphidae. Gene Ontology annotation, molecular function: sugar transmembrane transporter activity. The record is from RefSeq and is a predicted model, not a curated record.
AGCACUAUCAGUCGUAUUAUAAUAAAACCUAGAUAGAAUUUUGUUUUUUAUUUAUUAUCUCAAAUCAAUCGACGAAAUGGAUCGCAGAUUCGGAGUCGGUAGCUUAGUAUAGUUUUGAGUUCCAACGAUUACGGAUGUGCUAUUUUAUAGCACAGUUGGGUUGAGUUUAAGUCGAAAUUGUACAAAUUUAAGAAAGAAGUUUAUUGGUUUGAUGUAUGUUUAAUGAAAAUCGUGAAGAAUUUGUGGAUAAGAUUGAAAAGUGAAGUGUGAAAAGUGAAAAGAUCUGCGUGUGGUACCUAUAAAAAAGGUACCUUUAAGGACGAUUUUAUUUGAAGAUUGAUUAGAAAAACAUAGGAAAAAAUGUCAGCAAACAGUAAAGAAGAGCUACGAAUACUCCGAAAUGGCACUCGUAACAAUAACGUUGUUAAUGGACUUGAUAAACCUCUGCAACCUAAGCCAUUGGGUGAGCAAUCAAAAGCUGUACGAAGACAAGAGUUAAUGGUUGUUUUGAUGAACCUUGGGAUUUUCGCUUGUGGAAUUGGUUUAGGAUUGCCAUCUGUUACUUUAACUCAACUUACAGAUCCAAAUGAGAUGGUUUAUUUGGAUAAGUCGCAGGCUUCAUGGUUUGCUUCUAUUAGUUCCAUAACAUCUCCACUGGGAGCACUCAUGGCUGCCUUACUCAUGGACCGAAUAGGAAGGAAGAAAGUUGUCAUCAUUGUCAAUCUAUUUGCCAUUGCAUCCUGGGCUCUAAUGGCUCUGGCAUUACAGGAACACUCACAUUCAGUCUACAUACAACUAUUGAUUUCAAGAUGUAUCAUUGGCAUCACAAUGGGUAUGGGAAGUUCCCCAUCUGGGCUCUACGGAGCCGAGAUAAGUGUGGCGAAAAUUCGUGGAAGACUGAUUUUGGGUGUGUCUAUCAGCGUGGCUAGUGGAAUUCUGUUAGUUUAUGUCCUAGGAUAUUUCAUAAGGACUGAUUGGCAUAUGCUUGCAAUGAUUCUUCUAGCUUAUCAAGUCACUUGUUUGGCUCUCUUGAUACCAGUUAUUGAAACUCCCAGUUGGCUUAUGUCCAAAGGACGUGCGAAAGAGGCAAAAGCAUCGUUAUACUAUUUCAGAGGGCUUGAUGCUGCUGGUCAUUCCCAUCCAGAAGUUGAAAGUGAGUUUGCUGUCCUUUUGAAGUCCAUACAACUCAAGACUGGUGAAAAGAAGACACCCUUCUACAAAGCUGUUUGUCAACCAGAAGUCUACAAACCCUUGUUGAUCAUGAUUGGUCUAUUUUGCUGUCAGCAGUUUUCUGGAAUUUUUGUCGUCGUAGUGUAUGCAGUUCAAAUAGCCAUUGAAGCUGGAGUGAAUAUCGAUCCUAUUCUGUGUGCAGUUUUCAUUGGAAUUGCAAGGACCACAGUUACGGCUCUUAUGGGAGGAGUUCUUGAAAAAUAUGGUCGUCGACAGGCUGGAAUGUUUUCAGCUGGAGGCAUGGCUAUUUGUAUGUUCGCAUUAGCCGCUACAACUUGGUUCCCUUGGUUGCAUGUUCCUUAUCUUCCUGCUGCCUUGAUUGUCAUCUAUAUCAUCACUAGUACCUUAGGAAUAUUCACAUUGCCAUUCUUCAUGAAUUCAGAAGUCUUUCCACAGAAGGUUCGUGGACCAUGUGCUGGAUUGACGGGAAGCUUUGGAUUUUUGAUGUCAUUUAUCGUCCUCAAGGCCUACCCAUCGAUGAGGGACUUUAUGGGAGCUGAGAAUGUGUUUGCGUUGUAUGGAGUAAUGUCAGUAUUGUCAAUUGCAUUUGUGUACUUUUGCCUACCCGAAACGAAGGGCAAGACUUUGCUGGAAAUCGAAGAAUAUUUCCGGUAUGGUAAAUUUGGUAUUCCGACACCAGAAAUUGAGCUGAAAGGAGUGCUGGUUAAUGGAAACGGAAAGACAUACACCAUCAUGCGGGACAACCAAACAGAAUUGGAAACACUUCGUCAGAAUGGUAACGUGAAACCUACAAUCGUUUGUGGAUCAAAACAACCAGUUCAGUAUAAGCCUUUAGGAGAACAGCCAAAAGCCGUUAGAAGACAAGAACGUAUGAUAUUUCUUCUAAUUAUUGGAAUGCUUGCCUUUGGAAUGGGUUUAGCCUUACCAGCUGUCACUCUUGAUCAACUUACAGACCCCAAAGAACGUAUUCAUUUGGAUAAAUCAGAAGCAUCAUGGUUUGCUUCUAUAAGUACAAUAACUUGUCCAUUGGGUUCUCUUCUGACGGCUUUUGUUAUGGACAAAAUUGGGCGUAAGCGAACAUUUAUCGUGUUCAACUGUAUUGCUAUUGUCUCAUGGGCUUUCAUGGCUCUAGCUGUUCAAGAGAAUCCUGAAACAGUCUUUAUUCAACUUAUGUUAUCAAGAUGUUUGAUUGGUGUUGCUAUGGGAAUGGGAAGUUCCCCACCAGGAGUAUAUGCAGCAGAGAUCAGUUUACCAAAAAUACGAAGUAGAUUGAUAUUGGGAACAAGUCUGGCUAUAGCUAGUGGAGUUCUGGCAAUCUAUGUGUUGGGUUAUUUUAUAAGGGGUGAUUGGCAUCUUCUGGCAAUGGUUUUGUUCGGAUUUCAAGUGGUGUGCGUUCUUCUUCUGAUUCCUGUAAUCGAUACUCCCAGCUCACUGUUAGCAAGAGGAAAACCAAGUGACGCUAAGGCAGCGCUGUCAUACUUCAGGGGUCUUGAUGCUCAUGAAACCCAUGAAGAAGUGGACGCUGAAUUUGACCUCCUCGUGAAAUCGAAUAGCUCUGGACAGAAUGAAAAGAAGAUACCAUUUCGAAAGUCCCUACGGCUGCCUGAAGUCUAUAAGCCUCUUCUUAUCAUCUGCGGCCUUUUUUUCUGUCAACAAUUCGCCGGAAUCUAUGUGGUUGUUGUGUAUGCGGUUCAAAUUGCUUCAGAAUCUGGCUCCACAGUCGACCCAAUUCUAUGUGCAGUAUUUAUAGGCGUUGCAAGAGUUUUGACAACAUGCGUUCUUGGAUUUAUUUUGGAAAAAAUGGGACGGCGACAAGCUGCGAUGAUAUCAGCUCUGGGAAUGUCGAUAUCUAUGUUCCUGUUAUCUACUUCGAAGAACUUUCCAAUACCUUAUUUUUCUGCAACCGUCAUGAUCAUUUACAUUGUAUUCAGUGCACUUGGACUUUGGACAUUACCUUUUUUCAUCGCUUCCGAAGUAUUUCCUCAGAAAGUUCGUGGCGCAUGUAGUGGAGUUAUAGGAUUCUUCGCAUACGUGAUGGCAUUUUUAGUCCUUAAAGCACAUCCAUUUUUAGUCGAUUGGAUGGAAUAUAAUAACGUGUUAAGGCUCUAUGCAGGAAUUGCUAUGUUUUCGGUAUUUUAUGUUUAUGUUUUUUUGCCUGAGACGAAAGGGAAAACCUUACAAGAAAUCGAAGAGUACUUUCGAAAAAGCAAGGGAAAAAAAGAAGUUCAAAAUGUGGAGAUAUUAGAAGUCGAGUUGCAGGAAUCAUUUAUAAAAACAAAAGCGUGAUUAUAUUAAAAUAUUUUGUAUUAAAAAAAGAAAUUCCAAAUGCUAUCUGUGAUAAAAUAAAGCAAA